This is a messenger RNA of Aspergillus fumigatus Af293, 1509 nucleotides long. Its product is annotated as putative monooxygenase. The transcript has a single exon. Gene Ontology annotation, molecular function: FAD binding. Lineage: Eukaryota; Fungi; Ascomycota; Eurotiomycetes; Eurotiales; Aspergillaceae. The coding region runs from base 1 to 1509 and encodes 502 amino acids. The record is from RefSeq and is a predicted model, not a curated record.
AUGGUGGCCUCCUCGGAAUAUUGCACUCUCCAAUCAUCCUGUGAAGUUAUUGGACGCGACGAGCACGAGAACGGGGUGACGGUCCAUUACCUCGAUAGCACCAAAACACCUAGCCAACUCCACGCCGCCUGGCUGGUCGGUGCGGAUGGGAAAAGAGGCAUCGUUCGCAAACAUUUCCUCGAGCCGUCCGCGGGUGUCCGCCAGGAAACUGGGAUCUUCGAGUACGAAGGCACCUGGAUAGCAGCAAAUCUCAAAAUCACCCUUCCCACGCCGCAAAGGCACCCAGACCUUGCUCUCUGGGCGGCUGGAUUUGACCCAGAGUCAGUAUACGACUUGUUUUGGCCGGCGAACUGGCACUUCUGCCGUCCUCCAGGGAAGCCUAUGGCCUGUGGUCGAUUUGGUCCGCAUUCGGAUCGACUAUGGCGUCAUGAAUUUGCGGUCCCAGAGUGGAACGACUCCAUGGAUGCAAGUGCCAUCUUCUGGGAGAAUCUGAUCCCGCUCAUCACUCGGAAGAUCCGCCCGCUUCACGGCGGAUGUCCCGUAGAGGUGACUUUUCCUCAUGAUUGUAUCGAAGUGCUUCGCUGUCGUCCGUUCCGCUUCAGUCACCGCGUGGUUAAUAAAUGGUUCGCCGAACGAACCAUUCUAAUUGGAGACGCGGCACACGUCUUCCCGCCGUUCGGCGGGCAAGGUGUAGCAUGUGGAGUUCAGGAUGCGGUCGGGCUAGCCUGGCGACUGGCGAUUCUCACCAAGAUUGGCUCACUUGCACACUCGCGGGCUCGACAACAAGGUCUUCUUCAGUCCUGGGCGAGUGAACGUCGAUUGAGCACUGACAAUUCUGCCCGACUCACCCGGCAAAACGGUGAGUUGUGCAACAAGGAAGACUCAUGGUCGUUAUCAGUGCAGCUCGCCUGUUUGAACAUUGUCCAGGUUUUCCUUGGGGCCCUGGGUCUGGGGUUCGGGCCGUUUGGGGCGGACAGCCAAGGAUACCGUGGUUGUGUCGGGGGUGAAUUCAGUAUGGAGCACGGCGGAGGGAUCAAGCUGGGCCAGGUAUAUGUUCAGACACGUCUUCCUGAUAGCCCUACCCUGAAGAUCGAGCUGUCUGACCAGGCGAUGCGGCGCGUUCCUACCAUUUUGACACUUCUUGUCGUCGCACCCACCCAGUGCUCUGGAACUAAACAGGAACUGGCCUCCCUGCUUCGGAUGCUUUCACAAUCUGGAAUAGAUCCUGCUGUGUUAUCGGAGAUGUCGAUUGUGCAGUUCGAUCCUUCCGACUCGUCAGACCACCUCUCCGGUGGGAGCCUGUGGCCUGUUUGUCGUAUUGCCCCUGCGGACCUUCUUAUUGGGUAUCCCAUCCGGUCGGGAUAUAGCUCCAGCCAAUUCAUGCGUCGCCUUGGUGACUCUCGCGCUCGAUAUGUGAUUGUCAGGCCGGAUAAUAUCGUUGUUGCCAUGAGCGGAGACCUAGGUGGCCUGAAGAGCAGCUUAGACGCGCUGAAGAGAAGUCUUUCGUAA